GUAAUUUUUACUUUUAAGAUGUGUUGUUUGACAACAAGGAGAGUAGCGCGGAUUAAUCAAAAUUUAUAAUUUUUUUUAAAAAAUAAUUUUUCAUCUAAUCAUUUAAAAACCAAAGAUACUGGAAAGAUGAAUAGAUCAAAUACUGGUAAAAGUGAGAAAACUUCAUCUGAAGUAGUAAAGGUAUCUGCAGAAUGGAAGAAGCGUGUCAAGUCAGAAUACAUGAGACUUAGACAAUUAAAACGUUUUAGAAGAAAUGAUGAAGUAAAAGCUGCUUUUAUUAAUAACAGACGUCACAUAACAGAAACUGCUAUAAUUUUAGAUAAAAUUCAUCAGGAGAGUAAAGCAAUUGCUCUUUUUCCUGCAGAAGUUCCAUCUCAUUCACCUUUACUGAAAAAGGAUUGUAUCAAGCUUUCAAGAAGAAUCAACAGUUUUCAAAUUACAUUUGAAAAGCAGAAUAGUGAAAUGAAAAUGUCUGAUGGUACUUGCCAUUCUAAACCAAUUUCUAUAAUAUAUGCUGUUUCACCUAUACCAACAAUGUAUACCUGGGCUCCUAUUCAGCAGAAUUUCAUGGUUGAAGAUGAGACUGUUUUGCAUAAUAUCCCAUAUAUGGGAGAUGAAGUGUUAGAUCAAGACGGUUCAUUCAUAGAAGAAUUAUUAAAAAACUAUGAUGGAAAAGUACAUGGAGAUAGAGAAUGUGGUUUUAUUAAUGAUGAAAUCUUUGUUGAACUUGUGCAAGCUUUAAAAGUAUAUCAAGAUUUAGAAAGUAAAGAUAAUGGAGAGAAAGAAGAAGAAAAAUCGGAGAAAUUAUCAUCAGUUAAACGAAGAUCACAAAAAACCACUCAGAAUAACACGGAAAAUUUGGAUUCAGGGAGAAAGCAGAAGUUGAGAUCCUCAUUUCCUUCAGAAUGUAUUUUUGCUGCAAUAUCAGCUGUAUUUCCUGAUAAAGGUUCUCCGGCAGAACUAAAGGAAAAAUACAGGGAAUUAGUAGAAAGAUUAGAUCCAAAUGCUAUGCCUCCUGAGUGUACUCCAAAUAUUGAUGGACCUAAUGCUCAAUCUGUAAUGAGUGAGCAGAGUAUGCAUUCAUUUCACACACUAUUUUGCCGAAGAUGUUUCAAGUAUGACUGUUUUCUUCAUCUAUUAACAUCAUUAUAUAAAUCAAACUUUUUAAACCUGGGAUCGACAAUUAAUAGUUUAAAAAGUGCUACUUAUUUUUUAAGUAAUCAGAUUCUUGCUUUAGAAUCAGUGAAAGAAAAGAUAAAAUUGCAAGAAAAAUCUCAAGGAGAUCAAGACAUGAAUGAAAGAUUAAAACUUUGUAAGCAGUCAUCUGUCGAUAGUGGAAAUGAAGCAAGCAGCGAAGAUAGUAAUGACAGCAUAAGAUCUACUGUUAAAAAAUCAACUUCUGAGAAGCUUGAGAAUCAUGGUUUGUUUAAUUGAAAUUUAUAAUUCAUU
This is a messenger RNA of Centruroides sculpturatus (bark scorpion), 1449 nucleotides long. RefSeq names its product histone-lysine N-methyltransferase EZH2-like. The record is from RefSeq and is a predicted model, not a curated record. NCBI's taxonomy places the organism in Eukaryota, Metazoa, Arthropoda, Arachnida, Scorpiones, Buthidae. The transcript has 10 exons. Gene Ontology annotation, biological process: chromatin remodeling. Gene Ontology annotation, molecular function: histone methyltransferase activity. Bases 127 to 1434 code for a protein of 435 amino acids.